Messenger RNA from Gadus morhua (Atlantic cod), 2714 nucleotides. RefSeq names its product MORN repeat containing 4 (gene morn4). The record is from RefSeq and is a predicted model, not a curated record. Gene Ontology annotation, cellular component: cell projection. Gene Ontology annotation, biological process: response to axon injury. The transcript is spliced from 5 exons. NCBI's taxonomy places the organism in Eukaryota, Metazoa, Chordata, Actinopteri, Gadiformes, Gadidae. Bases 165 to 605 code for a protein of 146 amino acids.
UGAAACGGCGCGGCAGUUAGGGCGCUGUGAUGCUAUUGCAAGCCUGAAAUGUGAGAAGGUAUGGAGAAAUGGGAUGCAUCGUACCCGGUAAUUCUACGCUAUUUGCUAAUUUAAGGUAGAUUCCAUGGUCUACGGGAGGCAAACGUAGCGCACAGCAGGGUAGCAUGACUCUGACCAGGGGACCCUUCACCUACGCCAGUGGGGAAGAGUAUCAUGGAGAGUGGAAGGAAGGUCGGAGGCACGGCAUUGGCCAGCUCAAGUUCCAGGAUGGGAGCUGCUUCACGGGCCAGUUCCAGAAUGGACUCUUUCACGGUUCUGGCGUUCUGCUGUUUACAGACGGAUCAAGAUAUGAAGGAGAAUUUGCCCAGGGAAAGUUCCAAGGCACAGGAGUCUUCGGUCGCUAUGAUGGCAUGAUGUUUGAGGGGGAAUUCAAAAGCGGACGUGUUGAAGGAUACGGGCUGCUGACCUUCCCAGACGGGGCUCACGGUGUACCGCGGAACGAGGGUCUGUUCAAGAACCACAAGCUCCAAAAGAGGGAGAAGUGUCCCGGGGUGGUUCAGAGAGCCAAGGCCUCAGCCGGCACUGCCCGCAGCCUGGCACUAUGACCCUGAGCUCCACCCCCACCGGCUCCACCAGCCUGGCACUAUGACCCUGAGCUCCACCCCCACCGGCUCCACCAGCCUGGCACUAGGAGCCAGGGGCGUUACAGCACCUUUCAGCAGGGCCUCAGGGAUGAACACCUUAACUUGAGCUUUUCUACUGCUCCCUCUAUCUUUCUCACACUUUCUCUCUUUUUAUCUCUCUCUCUGUCGCUCUCUCUUUUUUUUUAAUCUGCCUCUGCUCCUUGCUUUAGCUCUGCCUUCACGAUGGCUUUGAAUGCAUCUCACGCGCCUUGUGAACACAUAACCGACGACAGUAUGAUUGGUUCUAAAUGCACAAUUUCAUAUUGAUUUCCUUCAUCUUGUUCAUUGUGCUGCUGGAAGAAGCAUGUACGCACUAGAAGCUGUUGUGCCGCUUCUCAAACAGGAUGUUUAAUGUAUCUCAGAACCGUCUUUAGCCUCUACCAUAUCUGAUAGUUUGCAUUCGUAGCAGACGACGAGAUCGUGCUAUGUGUCUGAUGUUACAGAUACGAGAUCGUGUUAUGUGUCUGAUGUUACAGAUACGAGAUCGUGUUAUGUGUAUGAUGUUACAGAUACGAGAUCGUGUUAUGUGUCUGAUGUUACAGAUACGAGAUCGUGUUAUGUGUCUGAUGUUACAGAUACGAGAUCGUGUUAUGUGUCUGAUGUUACAGAUACGAGAUUGUGUUAUGUGUCUGAUGUUACAGAUAUUGAGUCACUGAAUCGAAGAACAACCAAACCUUGACCAAAAGCAAAACAGAAAACGCAAAUAACGGUCAGCAUUAUCAACAGUUACUGCUUCUUAAUGUCUCAUCAGACAGUGUUUAUCGCUGAAGACGUCACCCUCCAACCAAUGUACUUGAUUGGGUCAGGAGGGAGAGCGGUUGAGGGGUUAGGGUGCUGUUAUUUGUGGCGUGGAUAGGAAUAGGAAAGAAUGUCUGAAAAUCAAUAGACGCUCAUCACCGUCACAGCUCCUCCCUGGAGGCUGGAGGAAGGAAGCACAGGCCAGGACUGUCAUACUAAUGGCAGCCCAGCUCAUGUGUUGGUUUCCAUGUGUUGGAGAUCAACCGACAUUCGAGCAAUCUCUGAAAGAGGGCUUACGAGCUACCGAUAAGAUCGCAGCUCCGGCAACCCAAGUCCAUCCAACUAUGCUGUUCAUAAAGCAGUUAUUGCAAAAAAAAUUACAUUUCAAGCUAAUGGAUUGAAAGGGUUAUAUAUGUUUACAUAAUUGAAAGAAAAAAUGUCUGUUAGUGGCAUGGACCUGAGUUAAGGCAGUUAAAAGUAUAAUAUAUGUGUCGGCACAUUUAAUCCCAAAGUAUUUAGUAUUCCGUGUAGUGCUUAUUUAUAUCAAAUUCGUCUGGUGGCUUAUUUUUACCGACUUGAUAACUGUUGUUUUAAAUCGAUCGCAGUGCUCUGUUAUGAUCAAAAGUGUACAAGAGUGGAUUUGAGUAUUGUAGAAUUGUAUUGAGUCGUUUAUCAUCACAAAUAUUCUGUGAUACCAAAUUAAUUCAGUGUACUUGAAUAGUUAAACAGCCUUAAAUAAAUAAUGAACCGAUCAAUAUCAAUACUCAGUAGGGCUCAUUUGCUUGCUUUGCCCCCUGGAUGCUGCACUCCGCUGCAAUGUAAACUACACUCAAAACACUCACAGAAGGGAAAAACCCUGAAUGCAACAACACUACUCAAUUCUACGUUAAUACUUGAAAUUUGCUGUAAAGAAUGUACAAUAGAUGCGUAUGUGUUUUUCUAGAAGUGUAUUGGAUUGUUUUUAUCAAGGAUAACCAUCUCUUUUUCUUUGCCUUUGCAUCCCUGUUUGAGCAAAAAAAACAAACAUCUAUUGAACCUCUAUUCUAACAGGGUGCGACAUACACACUCACACACUGUCUUCUGAAAAAUUACACUUGGUGCUUUAGACGCGUGCCUGUCCAGACUUUGACCUGCCUUGAAAUAGCAUUGCCAUGGUUACAUUUUUUCUCCUGUAACAUCAGUGUUGCUUUGAAUGUACCUAGAAAAAAAGUGCAGAAUAUCAGCUGCAAUAUGCCUGCUAUACCAGAUAUAUAUCGUUCAUGUGUUUAAUAAAAUAUUGUGUGUGUUAAAAUA